CAAUGAGUUCCGCGACGACGUCUACAAAAGGCACCAUUAGACUCCGACUAGACAAGCAGAGACUCUAAUAUUCUGCCAUGCAAUCCCCAAACUGCGUGAAGCGACUGACCUCUGUUGUGUUGAAUUCAUGCAUUAUGUGGCGUAAUUGGACUCAGCUUGCGGAACUGUACUGAUUUCUUGUCGCUGGACGCUCUGGCUGAUGUCCUCCAAAACAAGCCACAGCAAACUUGCAAAGAAGCCGGAGCUGUACUAUACGAACGAAGAUGUUGCCAUCCUGUACGACAUCGUCUUACACGCCGAAGAGCUUCUUGGGAGCCUUCCAGAAUCGGAAAGGAUCCCAACGAACGCGCUAUUCCAGGCAUACUAUGCGAUACUCCCAACUAUCGGCGUUAAUGCCGAUCAUGACAAUCGAUAUGCGCGUGUUAUCUUCAAAGUUGGAGGAAGGCGUGGCGGGGAAUCUCUGUAUCAUAAAUUCGAACAUGUCCUUUCGGAGAUGGGCAUCGAAAUCCAGUUCGACCAAAUCGAGGAGGAAGGUCGUCACACGCUCCAUGGCCUUUCUGAAGGCUCCACUUUUGACAUUCUUCCAAACCCCGGCUUCAACCUUGUCGACAGACCUGACGUCCGGCGCCAAAAGAGGCGGAAUUCGGAAACAUCCAUCUGGACCGUUGGGAGCGGAAAGGACGAUGGUGUCUUGCGGAGGCCACGAUCCAAUUCCCUCCAAUCAUUGCCCCGCCCGGGAUUCAUUGACAACAACUCCCUCGAGAGCAUUUGGCCGCCUACGACAUUCCCUGCUACCACCCUGCCCGAUCCCCAUAAACCCUUCGGGCGAGAUGAUAACGCCCACAGAAUUGGAUCCUGGUUAACUACAGAAGUAAAUACCAAUGGCCUAUCUGCAGCUUCCCAGCGCACCAAUUCUGAUCAGAGUUCGCAAGAAAGGAUUAUAUCGCAUAUAAACACGGCGAGUGAGGACGAUACUGGUAGCGUACCCCUCGAUGCGGAUGAACAACAACCACUCCCGCCAAUUGGCCAUGUGGACCAUCCGCAAGAAAUGCACGCAUUUCCUAUUCCUGUGGCUGCUUCUAGAAUCAACACCAGCGCAGUCAUCGAGAAUAGAAGAGCGUUCUUUCUUCAUAAUCGGAACCGCUCUUUGCUUUUAGACAAACUGGCAUGUUGGCAACAAAAGGCUACGCAAGUCUUUGCAGGAAAUAGCAACCUUGAAGCCCUUGCUAGAAGCAGAGAUAGAGAUGUUCUCCUGAAGCAAGGACUUGAAACCUGGGUUACUGCUCUCCGUGAGCGACGCCGAGUCCUCGAGACUGAGCACUUCUUCUUUUACCUUGAACGUCGUGCCAAACGGGCCCGAGAUAUCUUCUUGCUUGCAAAAAGCUUUACUCAUUGGGCUACGACCGCAUCCGACGAGAUUCAGCGGACGUCAGUGGCCCGAAGGCACAUCUUAAGAACCCGAUUCUUUAAGGCUUGGCGAGAAAUCACAGCAGUCAAUGAACUUAAAGUUCGCCGCCACAUCCAAAAGAAGUUUUUCAAUUCGUGGCGGCGACGCCAAGAGGUAAUAUCCUCUAUUUCCGGCCAUUCCAUUGCGUUGUUUCACGGAAACGUUGUAACACGUGCUUUUUGGCUCUGGUUGUGGUCCUUGCGGGAGAGGAGAGCCCCUAUGUGGUGGGCGAAGAUGGCAAAGAGAAGGCAGAUGGUUUCAUGGACUACCAAAUUAAAGACAAUAAGAGAAAUGAGCACAGUUGGCCAAUAUCACCGUCAGGAGAAAUCAAAGCGAUUGAUAUGGGGUAUAUGGACCAGGAGGACGCGGGACCUCACCAACUUGAAUGAUGCAAGCUUGAUAAUGCAGAAAAGGUCCUCCUGCGUUAAUGCUCUUAGGUAUUUGCGUAGCGCCAAUACGCUACUUCCCUCUUCGAGGCAUAUAAAAUCGAAAGUCAAAUAUGGUCUUUUUGUCAAAUUCUUCGGUAUAUGGCGUUUACGGACUACGCAAGAAAGGCAAGCCCGCGAUCUUGACCGCCACAAGAUAAAAAGGGAGGCUUGGACAGCCUGGAACGACAAAAUAAGAUGCCAGGGCCUGCAACUACGCAUUGCCGAUAGGAAUCUCCUCCAAGCCCUCUAUAGAUGGGUUUUGGCGGAACGCCUAAUUCUUGCACGCCGCCUUUCAAACCAAAAGAUUAUCCGGGCCACUUUUGAGCGUAUGCUACAGACCUCUACGAUAUCGAUUGGCACAGUGUCUGCUGGUAUCCUUAUCGCACUACAGUUUCGGGAGCAGAAUGACAAACGGUCUAUUCUGCGCAAAUGGAGUUCGAAUUUGAAGGUCCAUAGGAGCUUUCAGCAACUCGCUAUCCAGCGCAAUACUUAUCCGAUUCAAACUGCUUUGCUGAAGACAUGGUCGCGGAACCUGAACGACCUGCGGCAGUUGCACGAAUGGGCUAUUGAUGCCAACUUUUACUUUGCUGCAACUAAGGCUCUUAAAAUUUGGCGAGAUGCGACAGAGGCAUCCCGAAGAGAGAAACGACGGACUGCGUAUGCAAGUGUGCGCCGCCAAAACAAACUGAAACUUGCUUCAAGGGUGCUUUAUACCUGGCGGUGCCGGUCUAAGUCAGUGACCAGUAUGGAGAACCUUGCAUCCGAAUUCCAUGGCAGCAGAAUAAAUAACCAUCUUGUCAAAUCAUUGGCUCGCUGGCGAGCUCGAAAGCUAGAGAUAUCGCGGUUAGAGUCUAUCCGGUUGCCAACCAUUCUCAGGGUCAGAUUUGUUCAGUGGAAAUCGUCCUCCAAAGAAUAUUACCAUUUGGACGUUGUUGCUAGCGGAUUCAACGAGGACCGCCUAUACAUAGCUUCCAUGAAGAAGUGGGGCCGUCUUGCCUUACAGUUUAGGGCCCAUCAACACCUCGUAUCUGAGCUUCAUGACAAGCAUGCCAGAAGAGCAGUUCGAAAAAUGGUCUUACACUGGCGACAGCAACUGUUUGACUAUGAAGGCCCGGGAUCUGCUAGCCUACCUGGAACAAAGGCAGUAACAAACCGCAAUAGUAAAAUAUUUGAUUCUUCAGAGAGAUCCGAAGCCCAUUCUGACACGGGAGAAGAUGUUGGUCUUGGAUACUUAACUCAGAAGAGUGGAGGCUUUCUCAACUCAGCACCUGGACGAGGCUAUCUGAAAACGCCCUCAAAGAGAACAUUCAUGAGUAGGACGGCAAACCAGCCAUCCACCACGCCAAUGGCGCCAAUCUCGACCCCCUAUGAAAGGCAAUUGCGUGCGGAACUCUCUGGUCGCUUGUUCCAAUCGUAUUCUCGGAUUUCAAACGAGAAUCCACCAAAUAUUAACGAAGGAUUCGAAGAUUUAACGGAUAAGUAAUAAAUACGGCUGAGGAAUAAUACUACUUAAUACAUCAAUCAGACUUUGAUAAACAUUUGUGGACUUUAAACCUAGACCACGAGCCCAUUCAUAAGUUACCCUGUACCAAAGACAUUGUCGUGAUAUUUUCAGAGAACAUGAUCGGAGUGAGCUGUUAUGAAUAAAUCAUUUAUCAGAAACCCCUUGUGUCCUCAAUGUCAGUCUAAUAUGCCAAACCGUGC
Messenger RNA from Pseudogymnoascus verrucosus, 3579 nucleotides. RefSeq lists its product as uncharacterized. The transcript has 2 exons. The record is from RefSeq and is a predicted model, not a curated record. Lineage: Eukaryota; Fungi; Ascomycota; Leotiomycetes; Thelebolales; Thelebolaceae. Bases 200 to 3358 code for a protein of 1052 amino acids.